Molecule: messenger RNA, 3705 nt
Organism: Pangasianodon hypophthalmus (striped catfish)
Lineage: Eukaryota; Metazoa; Chordata; Actinopteri; Siluriformes; Pangasiidae
Gene: scyl3
Product: SCY1-like, kinase-like 3
Exons: 14
Coding region: 489-2786 (765 amino acids)
Biological process (GO): protein phosphorylation
Molecular function (GO): ATP binding; protein kinase activity
Source: RefSeq, a predicted model, not a curated record
AUUAUUUAUUCAGAUGAUUUUUGUGUGGGGAGAAUUAACACAAAAAUAGAUGUUAUAUUCAAAAUUUAACCGAUUGUAGUAUUUAAAUCUACCACCCCCGUAACACAGAAGGACUUGGUCUCGUCUUGUCCGAGGGCGAAUAGCAAAUGGCUCCUUCGUGGUAAAGUAGUGCACUACAUAGGACACUAAUCUAUGACGUUAUUUCCUGUCUGUAGCGCUAAUGAAAGGUAGCAUGUAGAGAUUUGGGAUUGAGCCGAUGUUCACGGAUAGCAAACAGGAAGUGCACCGUGUUUUGGAGAGUGUUUUUGAUUCAGUCGGUGAAAGCAGUAAUAUUUUGAUGAUUCGCCUGAAGUCGCUGUAAAGGAAGCGCUGUGCAGAAAAGUGCUAGUUAUGCGCUAACCCGUUUUAUUAGCCGAUUAGCUGAUUAGCAUUGAGGUGUGGAGGUGAUCCGGCCAUACAGUGUGUUUGGCUGAUCUCACAGCGUCAGCAUGGGAGCAGAGAGCAGCGGGCUGAGGGGCUGUGUGCUUGAAGAGCCGUCCGUGACGCUCCCUUCAGGCCUCACCAUGUACUCCGCUGUGCUGCAGGAUGGAAAACCAGCCUCUGUCUUCGUCUACAAGCAGGGCAAUGAAGACAAAGUGAACAAAGCUGCCAAGCACCUGAAAACUCUGAGACACCCGAGUUUGCUGCGCUUCCUGUCGUGCUCCGUGCAGGAUGGAGGCAUACACUUGGUGACGGAGAGGGUGCAGCCUCUGGAGCUGCUGCUGGAGAAUCUCACACCUGAGGAGAUCUGCGCUGGUAUCUAUGAUCUGCUGCAGGCCCUUGUGUUCCUCCAUGACAGGGGAAAAUCAAGCCACAACAAUGUGUGCAUGUCCUCUGUAUUCGUUAGUGAUGACGGACACUGGAAACUUGGCGGGAUGGAAACGGUUUGCAAAUUUUCUGAAGCAACACCAGAGUUUCUCACCAGUGUUCAGACAGUAAGAGAGAGCAGCGCUGUGCCUCCUGAGGAGAAGCUUGGCGGGUUCAAGACGCUUCCCGAAAAACACGCCCACGCGCGGGAUGCCUUCUCUUUCGGCGUGCUGGUGGAGGCCCUCAUCCCCUUGCUGAGCAGUUACGUGUCUGAUGAGCUGCUCGAGAGUCUGAGGAGCACGCUGCAGGUCAGCCUGUUACCCUCUGACCCCACGGUGCGGCCGGCGCUCAGCAGUCUACUGACUCACGAGUUUUUCAGGAAUGACUUUCUGGACAUCAUGAACUUUCUAAAGAGUUUGACUUUAAAAUCCGAGGAGGAAAAGCACGAGUUUUUUAAAUUUCUACUGGACCGAGUUCACAGCCUCCCUGAGGAACUAAUUGGCACUCGUUUGGCUCCUAAACUGUUAAAUUCUCUGGUAUUUGCUGAACCCACCGCUGUGAAAAGCUUCCUGCCUCACCUGUUACAGCCCAAAAAGGAUUCAGCUGUACGAGUUGGGGAGGAGUGCCUGCUGUCUAUGCCACUGUACCGGAGACACGUGGUGCCACAGCUUCUGAAGCUCUUUAAAGUGAACGAGGAGCAUGUCCGUAUGGUGCUGCUCUCCCAUAUCCACGUCUAUGCCGAGUUCUUCUCAAAUGACGAGCUCAAGAACCAGAUCCUACCUCAGGUGUUGCUGGGAAUGAGAGACACAAACGAUGCUCUGGUUGCCAUGACGCUCCAAAGCCUGGCAGUCCUGGUGCCGUUACUGGGAGCGCAGGUGGUGGUGGGUGGAGAGAGGACCAAAGUCUUCAAACGUACCACACCAAACUUCACCAAGUCCACAGAGGUUACGCCUGAAAACUCACCAGUUCAUAUUGUUGGAGCAUCUUUGCCCCGUAGUUCGCAGCCCUCCAAGGUUAAAAGUCUGUUGCCUAAGCACUUGGAAGGAGGAGAGCUGGUUCUGGAGAAGCUGAAGUCUCUCCAGUCAGUCGGAAGAGAUGCUGCUGCCCAUCUGCCCGCUACGUCAAAGCCGGCUCUUCCCCUGAAUGGCUUCAGCCAAGAGAAAGAGGGAGAGAAUGGCAGCAGAACGGAGAAGCCAGACGAGGACUGGCCCGACUGGGAGGAUGCGGAGGAGAAAUCUGGCAAAUACCAGCCUGUACAAAUUAGCAUACAGCCUGCAGACAGUGACUCAGAAUUUCCAACCACUGCUGUAUAUGAUGAAGAAGGACCCUGGGAUGAUUUUGAAGAUUCUGAGGUCAUCUCCAAGCACUCAACUGCUACACCUCAUCCAGUCCCGUCGUCAAAGUCCUUAAGCGACAGUGCCAUAGAACCUGUAUCUGUACCAACUUCUGGACCCGCAAGAGCGUCUAAAGCACUCAAACUUAAUACUGCUUCAGUAAAAACUGCUUCUGAGCAGAAAAAUUUGUCUUCAGAUACAGGCUGGGAGCAGAACAUGAAAGAUACCAGGCCCAGCAAACCAGGUUUAACUACAGAAGCCAAACCUAAAAAUGGAUACAGGAGUGCAGGAGCUGGGGGACUAGGGGAGGAAUUCACCAUUGAGGUGAAGAAGAAACCAAAUAGGGAUCCAGAGCUGGACCUCUUCGCUGACAUGGUACCGGACAUAAAGCUGUCUUCUCCUAGCAUGUUCUUACCCAUAGGGAGUUCAGUCAGCAAGUCUGAAGGACCUCCAGCUGCACCAAUAUCUCACACUGAGCCAGACACUACACACUUAAACACACAGGAACUGACAGCCAAGUUUGCUGCAGUAGACCUGACAGAGGCUGAUGCGGAGGGCUGGGGUGACAGUGAUAUCAACUGGGAAGACGAGAACACCUGGUCGUGAUCACUGGAACUGUGAGCCAAAGGCUGUGCACAAGAUGUCAAUUCCUAAGACGGUUCAAAUGUGAAACUGAGUUGGAAACCAUCAUGACCGUUGUAGGCAGUUGAAAUGCCUCUUAACACUAUUGAAAGUGCAGAAGUGUAGCUUUAGGACUACUAAUUUGGUCAACAUGCAAUUAUGGGUAUUCUGAAUAUAUCACUCACUUCAAACUACGCUGUUAUAUUAGGGUUACCUUUUCCAGCUCACUUAUUUUAAUUGUAUAAGAGAGCACCAAGCCAUAAUGGAACUUGUGAAAGCUGUCAACUGUAAUUUAUUCUACAGGAUGUGAGCUCUUGUCUGUGGUAUCCAUGGUUUAAUAAUUCUGACCUUGACAUCUGGCAUGAUGUAAUCUUGAAUACAAUCACUUGAGUAAUGAAUCUGAUUGAUUGAUAAAAAUCAGGCAUUAGAAAUACUGUAUCAUGAGAUUUGCAAUCAGGGCUGUGAUGUUUGAGACUGGUCUCUCUCUUUUAAAACCGCACCAAGAAUGAAACUAUUAAUGAUAUGAAGUGUUAGUGUCUUGGUUUACUUGCCUCUCAGUCUUUUUGGGAACUUUGUGUAGCUCUUUGCCAAAUCCUGACUGAAAUGUAGCUUCUAGCUAUAAAGGCAUUUUCACUGGAAGUACACGUGCAGCAUUUGUCUACAGUUUUAGGGGUUUUGUUUGUGCCAUCAGUGGUUCAACUUAUUUCUGCUUAUAUUACAAGGAGCCUUAUACAAUAGCGACUUUCAACAUGAACAUGUGUAUAGUAUAUUGUUUAUAUAUAGUACACACACACAGACACAUUUUGUUUUAGGGGUGGGAUUUUGCUGAAGUAAAAGAGAAAAUGAUAUAAUUUAUUUGUAUUGCCAAAUGCUUAUCAAAUAAAAAAAGGUUUUAUGGUAUUUA